AAACCUCCAGGGCCCGGCACGUCUCCAGGAUGCAGCUCCCACUAGUGGUUCUGGCCGGCAUGGCCCUCCUGUGUGUGGCUGACCCUCUGCGCCACCCCACCGGCUCCCGCGUGGCCCAGCUCUCUGCCGACUUUGGGGUGAAGGUUUUCCGGGAGGUGGCAAAGGUGUCCCCGGAUCGUAACGUGGCUUUCUCCCCUUUUGGGGUGGCCUCUGUACUGGCCAUGCUGCAGAUGGCGGCCGCCGGGGAGAGCCGGAGUCAGAUCAAGGCAGCCAUGGAGUACGGGGUCCAUGAGCGGGGCAUCCCCCAGGCCCUGCGGUGGCUGCGCAAGGCGCUGACGGCCCCGAAGAAUCAGGACAAGGUGGACGUCGCCGAUGCGCUCUUCGUGCAGCGUGACCUGGGGCUGGCCCCUGGGUUCAUGAAGACGUUCGCCCGGGCCUUCCGCCAGACCGUCAAACAGGUCAACUUCACGGAGGGCGAGCGGGCUCGCUUCAUCAUCAACGACUGGGUCAAGGACAGCACCCACGGGAUGAUCAGUGACUUCCUGGGGCCGGGCACCGUGGAUGACCUGACCCGCCUGGUGCUGGUGAACGCGGUGUAUUUCAAGGGGCUCUGGAAGCUGCCUUUCCCGGAGGCGGCCACGCGCCAGCGCAUCUUCCACAAGUCGGUGGUUCAUGAAGGUUCAUGUCAACUAGGUUUGUAA
Messenger RNA from Chrysemys picta bellii (western painted turtle), 701 nucleotides. Lineage: Eukaryota; Metazoa; Chordata; Testudines; Emydidae. The record is from RefSeq and is a predicted model, not a curated record.